Messenger RNA from Trichoderma virens Gv29-8, 861 nucleotides. RefSeq lists its product as uncharacterized. Lineage: Eukaryota; Fungi; Ascomycota; Sordariomycetes; Hypocreales; Hypocreaceae. The transcript is spliced from 3 exons. The record is from RefSeq and is a predicted model, not a curated record. The annotation marks the transcript as partial. Gene Ontology annotation, molecular function: ATP hydrolysis activity; ATP binding.
GAAUUAAAUGAUGAGGAGUUAAUGCUUUGCCCAGCCGUUAUAGGUUGCUAUGACUUGAGAAAUAAGAACAAAUAUCUUGUUAGUGUUAAUAAUCUACAAGAGGUCAAUUGGAACAAGGAUGUGAUGAAUCAUCUCGUCAUGGACAAAAGGAAAAAAAAUAUGCUUGAGGGCCUUGUUCGUCAUCACUCCGAUCGGGAUCUUCGCCAUAAUACAGGAGACCUUAUUGCUGGCAAGGGACAAGGCCUUGUUAUUCUCCUUCAUGGGCCACCAGGUGUUGGCAAGACGUUGACCGCCGAGUCGAUUGCCGAGGCUGUACAAAAACCUCUUGUUGCAAUGAGCAUUGGGGAGAUGGUAUGGGACGAGACGCAACUCCAAGAACGGCUAAAAUCUGAGUUCCAACGAGCCAUAGACUGGAACGCGGUUCUCCUCUUGGAUGAAGCCGACGUGGUGCUCGAAGCUCGAUCAUUUGAAGAUGUGCGAAGAAACGGCAUUGUUUCUAUCUUUCUCAGAGAGCUAGAGUAUUACCAAGGAAUAUUGUUUCUCACUACGAAUAGAGUUAGCACUAUGGACACCGCGUUUCAGUCUCGCAUUCAAAUCGGCAUCAGCUUUAGCAGCAUGUCGUCCGACACUCGGGCAAAAGUCUGGACUCAAUUACUUACACUGAAUGGUAGAGACAAGCUUAUUGGACUGGAAGGACUCAAGAAGGUCCAGGACGAAUUGAGUAAAUACGAAUUGAAUGGCCGGCAAAUUAGAAAUGUUCUGAAUGUUGCAGAGGGUCUUGCAUUCCAAGAACCAGGUGCAAAAAAAGAUAAGCUGACAUAUGAACACAUUGAGGAAGCCGUGAGAGCAGCGACAGAAUUC